Messenger RNA from Cucurbita moschata (crookneck pumpkin), 2030 nucleotides. RefSeq names its product biotin carboxylase 2, chloroplastic. Gene Ontology annotation, molecular function: metal ion binding; ligase activity; ATP binding. NCBI's taxonomy places the organism in Eukaryota, Viridiplantae, Streptophyta, Magnoliopsida, Cucurbitales, Cucurbitaceae. The record is from RefSeq and is a predicted model, not a curated record. The coding region runs from base 163 to 1749 and encodes 528 amino acids. The transcript has 16 exons.
GGGGGCGGAGGUUCCCAUCAGAUAUCUCUUGUUUUCAUCGACACCUCUUUACUCACUGCCUUCUCCUCUUUCCCUCAAAAUCUCAAAUCUCAAAUCUCCCCAUUCUUCGCUUCCCUUUAUAUUCUCCUCUCAUUUUACUCGCUUUCCCUCUCAUUCUCAUCCAUGGACGCCGCAAUGCCUCUCUGCAAGUCCGCUCGUGCUCCCUUUCUCACGGGUUCAUUUGCCGGGACUACCAAUGGAUUGAGGAGCUCGCACUGUUCCUUCAUGGGUGCGAAGAAAGUCAGCUUUCCUAGACAGGGAGCUAAUGGUGUGCAAUAUAGUCGUAAAUCGUGGAAGAAUAAGGGAAGCCUUCAAGUUAUGUGCCGUGCUGAUAAAAUUCUGGUGGCUAAUAGAGGAGAAAUUGCUGUUCGUAUUAUUAGAACUGCUCAUGAAUUGGGAAUACCUUGUGUGGCUGUGUACUCAACCAUUGACAAGGACGCACUCCAUGUAAAAUUGGCUGAUGAAUCCGUCUGCAUUGGUGAAGCACCAAGCAGCCAAUCGUACUUGGUUAUCCCAAAUGUCCUCUCUGCCGCCAUCAGUCGGGGAUGUACAAUGCUGCAUCCUGGUUAUGGCUUCCUUGCUGAGAAUGCAGUAUUUGUUGAAAUGUGCAGAGAACAUAGAAUCAAUUUUAUUGGACCUAAUCCUGACAGCAUUCGAGUUAUGGGUGACAAAGCAACUGCCCGAGAGACAAUGAAAAAAGCAGGUGUACCAACUGUUCCAGGAAGUGACGGUCUUUUAAAGAGCACUGAAGAAGCGAUCAAACUCGCACAGGAAAUUGGCUAUCCCGUAAUGAUCAAGGCAACGGCAGGUGGUGGAGGACGUGGUAUGAGACUUGCUAAAGAACCUGAUGAAUUUGUGAAGUUGUUGCAGCAAGCCAAAAGUGAGGCUGCAGCUGCUUUUGGGAACGAUGGCGUUUAUCUUGAAAAGUAUGUCCAAAAUCCAAGGCAUAUUGAGUUUCAGGUUCUUGCAGAUAAGUAUGGCAAUGUUGUUCAUUUUGGAGAGCGUGAUUGCAGCAUUCAGAGACGGAACCAGAAGCUUCUAGAGGAGGCACCAUCUCCUGCCUUGACCCCGGAGUUGAGGAAAGCUAUGGGUGAUGCAGCAGUUGCAGCUGCUGCCUCUAUAGGUUACAUUGGGGUUGGGACGAUCGAGUUCCUGUUGGAUGAAAGAGGCUCCUUCUACUUCAUGGAAAUGAACACUCGAAUCCAGGUGGAGCAUCCUGUGACAGAAAUGAUAUCCUCAGUUGACUUGAUUGAGGAACAAAUUCGCGUAGCUAUGGGAGAAAAACUUAGAUACAAACAGGAAGAUAUUGUGCUUCGCGGACACUCAAUUGAAUGCCGCAUCAAUGCAGAAGAUGCCUUUAAAGGGUUUCGACCUGGACCAGGGAGAAUUACAGCAUACUUGCCGUCAGGAGGUCCAUUUGUUAGGAUGGAUAGCCAUGUUUAUACUGAUUAUGUAGUGCCUCCAAGCUAUGAUUCUCUUCUCGGAAAGCUUAUUGUUUGGGCUCCAACAAGAGAGAAGGCAAUUGAGCGCAUGAAAAGGGCUCUUGAUGAUACUAUUAUUACCGGUGUUCCUACAACCAUUGACUACCACAAGCUGAUUCUUGAUGUAGAGGAUUUCAAAAAUGGGAAGGUGGAUACUGCGUUUAUUCCUAAACACGAGCAGGAAUUAGCUGCGCCUCAUAAAAUGGUGGUAGCCAACGUAGUUGCUUGAAAAAAAUGAUUCUUCUCAGCUCAGUUCAAGUUUAUUUAUGGUUAGAAGCUUUAUUGGUCAGAUUUUGGUAUUAGUAGAAGGAGUUGCUCCAGUUUUUGUUAUUAUUAUAUAAAAAAACCAACCCUUCCUCGUGGGUGCUGUAUGUGGGAUUUUUGUUUGUGUAUUAUUCUUCUUUAGCUUGGUACUAGAAAAGAGGUACUUGGUUCUAAAAUAGUAUUUAUAAGAUACACCCAUUCAGUGCCCUGUUUAAACACAAAUUAAUGAACUUUUAAUUGGAAUAA